AUGGCCUCCAACUUUAACGACAUAGUCAAGCAGGGCUACGUGAAGCUCCGCAGCAGGAAGCUGGGGAUUUUCCGACGGUGCUGGCUGGUGUUCAAGAAGGCUUCCAGCAAAGGUCCCAGAAGACUAGAGAAGUUUCCAGAUGAAAAGGCAGCUUAUUUCAGAAACUUCCAUAAGGUGACUGAACUGCAUAACAUCAAAAACAUAACCAGACUGCCUCGAGAGACAAAGAAGCAUGCAGUGGCAAUUAUAUUUCAUGAUGAAACAUCGAAGACAUUUGCCUGUGAAUCAGAGUUGGAGGCCGAGGAAUGGUGCAAACAUCUCUGCAUGGAGUGUCUGGGGACCAGGCUGAACGACAUCAGUCUUGGGGAGCCGGACCUGCUGGCUGCGGGCGUGCAGCGUGAACAGAACGGUGAGUUUAAUGCGUUUCUCCUAACGUGUCCCUGCACAGACUCAAAUCUCCAACUUUUUGGACACUGUGAGUCACAACUGACUCGACAGCACUUAAAUAAUGAAAAUCAUUAUAACCCAAGAUGAUAUCUACUCUAGUGGCCUCUUUGCCAACUUCGUCGCUAUGGGUAGGAACCAACUCGACGUGGUUACGAAUCAGGUCAAAUGUGUGACACGGGAGAAGGACUGUUCACCUUUCAAACGAGGGAAGGAGAGAUGAUCUAUCAGAAGGUCCAUUCUGCAACACUGGCCAUAGCUGAGCAACACGAAAGAUUGAUGCUAGAAAUGGAACAGAAGGCCCGGCUUCAGACGAGCUUGACUGACCCCAUGACGUUAUCCAAAUCCAUCUCUCUCCCUCGAAGUGCGUACUGGCACCACAUCACGCGCCAGAACAGCGUCGGAGAAAUCUACAGCUUACAAGGUCAUGGGUUUGGGUCCUCAAAGAUGUCUCGUGCACAGACGUUCCCCAGCUACACCUCGGAGCAGGGGGACGAACCCCAGCCGGCGCUGUCAAGGUCUAGCAGCUAUGGAUUUAGCUACAGCUCCAGCCUCAUCCAAUGA
Messenger RNA from Chrysochloris asiatica (Cape golden mole), 1008 nucleotides. It is a transcript of the gene DOK6, whose product is annotated as docking protein 6. The record is from RefSeq and is a predicted model, not a curated record. The transcript has 14 exons. Lineage: Eukaryota; Metazoa; Chordata; Mammalia; Afrosoricida; Chrysochloridae. Gene Ontology annotation, biological process: positive regulation of MAPK cascade; cell surface receptor protein tyrosine kinase signaling pathway. Gene Ontology annotation, cellular component: cytoplasm.